AUGGAACAAAGCCCCAAGCGACGGAAGGUCUCCCACCAGGGCGACUCGAGGAUCUCCGCCAACAUUGCGACAGCGAGUCCAUUCGUCCUACAGACGGACGAACUGUUGAAGGAAGUCAAGGUCAACUACGCCGAGGCGCUGGAUGGCGCCGACACCCUUCUGCACAGGAUCAGGAACCUCAUUCAAGGAAUUGAGUCCCACGGUCCCAUUCCUAUCGCCGAAGCCACGCGCAAGUUCCAGAAGACGAACAAGAUCAAGAUUCCCUACCCGGACCCGAAGCCCGCCGACGAUGCGCCUUACAAGCUGUCAUACGAAAAGCCCGCCGCUUACAAUGUCGUGGGCAGCUAUGUCUCGAGGACGAUGGUCCAGGCUCAGACAAACAAGGGCGUGGACAUGAUUGUGCAGAUGCCGGCUUCGCUGUUUCAAGAAAAGGACCACCAGAACAUGCGCUACUUCUAUCGAAGAGCAUACUACAUCGCGAACAUCGCGGCUGUCUUGCUCAAGGAGCUAGGGGGUUCUGCUGAGAUGGAGUUCGAGAACCUGCACGGCAACACCCUUCUGCCCAUCCUCUCCAUCCGGCCCUCUUCCACAUCCGAAUCUUCAGAAAGUGACGAGGGCGACGAAAAGGCUGAAUCUGGACCUUCAAAGGUAGCUUUCGUCAUUAGGAUCAUUCCUUGUGCGCCCGAAGGCGUUUUCCCUAAGAAGAAGUUGCACCCCGCAUACAAUAGCAACCGAGGUGGGCAGCCGGAGAACGUCAAGGAGUCGAGCGUGUCUACACCCUUUUACAACUCGACUAUCAAGGCCGAAGACACCUUUGUCACGUAUCUGCGAGUUCUAACUCGAGCCAAAACGGAUUGCGCAGCGUUCGCAGACGCUUGUAUACUCGGAAGGAUCUGGCUCCAACAACGAGGUCUGGGCAGUUCGCUGUCCAAAGGUGGAUUUGGUCACUUUGAAUGGGCCAUCAUGAUGGCAUUACUGCUGCAGACAGGUGGUCGAAACGGACAGCCAGCGCUUUCUUCCGCCCUGAGCAGUACUGAGCUAUUCAAGGCCACAGUCCAAUUUCUCGCGUCUGCCGAGUUCGCCAAGAAGCCCUUCGUGUUCGGCACUUACAAGCUGGGGGCUGACCUUAUUCGGGAGAACGGCCCCGUCAUGUUCGAUCCCGAACGUGAGGCCAACAUUUUGUACAAGAUGAGCCCCUGGUCGGCGAGCCUCCUCCAUUUUCACGCCUGCACGACCAUGGAAGUGCUCAACAAUACCCUUGCCAACCAAUUCGAGCCGACAUUCAUCACCAAAGCUGAUUUGCCGUUGCACUUGUUCGAUACUGUUUUCGAGAUCCAAAACGUAGACAGCAACUCGAAGAGCAACAGCCCAGAUCGUCGAGGUGCUGUCUGGGAUCUGAGUUUCAAGGCGUACACAGUUUUGAAGAAGGCGUUGAAGGAAAGAUCACAGCUGAUCCAUUUCGCGAGCCAAGAUUCGGCACCAUGGUCAAUCACCAGCAACCAGCCCAAAAAUCUGCCCAACAUUCAAGUCGGCAUCAUCUUCGACCCCGCAAAUAUGGGCCGGUUGAUGGAAUAUGGCCCUUCGGCUGAGCUUGAAAAGGAGGCGGCAAAGUUCCGCAAAUUCUGGGGUGAUAAGGCCGAGCUCCGACGAUUCCAGGAUGGCAGCAUCCUCGAGUGCGUGCAGUGGACGAGGCAGACAUCGGCAGAAAUUUGCGAGGAAAUUGUCCGGUAUGUCCUCCAGCGCCACGUCAGCCUCAGUGCUGGCGACCUACGAUUCCAUGAUGCCGACAUUCCCCCGUCCCUGGAUAUCUCGCCCUUUGACAGGGAAUCCUUCGAGGCAGCGAGGAAGGCUUUCAGCACACUGGAGCAGGAUAUUCGCGGCCUGGAAGAAAUGCCGCUCUCGGUCAGACAAAUCGCACCCGUAGUCUCCGAACUACGAUCUGCGUCGGUCACGCCGCCCUUUGCACUUUCUCAGAAAUCCGGCCCUCCGCCCAUGGACGUGAACCUCUACUUUGAGGCAUCCAGCAAGUGGCCGGAGAAUCUUGUCGCAAUUCAGGAAACCAAGAUUGAGUUCCUCCUCGACAUCGACCGUCGGUUACGCGCCGUAAACGACAACAUUUCGACAAGUCUCGGCCGCGAUAACGCAGCGCGGGAUAUUGACAACCUCGCCUACCUAGAUAUUAUCUACGCAAACGGCGCCGCAUUCCGUUUGCGCAUCUUUGCAGAGCUCGAGGAGACACUCCUAGACCGCCAAGCCAGGAACAAGACACUGGACCCCCAGAGCAGAGUAGAGGCCGAGGAAGCACUCUUCAACCUAAACUGGCGCCAUAAGCACCUCCCCCUUCACACGCAGACAAUCACAACGUACUGCACCCGUUUCACGACCCUCUCAAACACCAUCCGCCUUGUCAAGCACUGGUUCAACGCGCACAAGCUCGCCGGCCACAUCUCGGAGGAGCUCAUCGAACUCUUCGUCCUUCACGUCUUCCUCAACCCUCACCCAUGGAAGGUUCCCUCGAGCACCAUGUCGGGCUUCCUACGCACGAUUCUCUUCCUCUCCCGCUGGGACUGGCGCGACGAGGCCCUCGUCGUCGACUCGUCAGACGACAUGUCCGCCGACGACCGCAACGUCGCCCAGCACCACCUCGAGGCCUGGCGCGCGCGCGAUCCAAACAUGAGCCACGCCGUCCUCUUCGUCGCCACCCCGCACGACCACCUCGGCCUAGCCUACACCCGCCAAGGGCCUUCGAAGCUCCUCGCGACCCGCAUGACCCGCCUCGCAAAGGCCGGGAGCAGGAUGAUCAAGGAGCAAGGCAUCGCCCUCGACGUCGUGGAGCUCUUCCACCCUUCGCUCGGCGACUACGACGUGCUGAUCCACCUGUCCUCGUCCGGCCUGAAGCGCGUCACCCGCGACGCGGCCUCAGAGGCGGGCACCCGUCACUCGCUCUUCAAGAACCUCGACGAGCGUACGGGCAAGGUGCCACUGCCGCUGGCCAGACACCCGGCGACGGUCCUGUUGCGGGAGCUGGAGACGGCGUACGAGGACACGCUCGUCUUCUUCCAUGGCGCUCCGGAGGAUGCCGUCAUCGGCGCCAUCUGGCAGCCCAAGCUGCGCAGCCGGCAGAAGUUCCGUGUAGGUCUGCCUUACAACUUCCACCGGGUCGAGGACGGCAGCGAUGAGGACGGCGAUGUAGUCGAGGUAAAUAAGCCGGCUGUGCUCCUAGAGAUUGCUAGGAUUGGUGGUGAUUUGAUCAAGAAAAUUGAGCUCACCGAGUAG
This is a messenger RNA of Colletotrichum orchidophilum, 3276 nucleotides long. Its product is annotated as nrap protein. Gene Ontology annotation, biological process: tRNA export from nucleus; rRNA processing. Gene Ontology annotation, cellular component: small-subunit processome; CURI complex; UTP-C complex. The transcript has 2 exons. The record is from RefSeq and is a predicted model, not a curated record. NCBI's taxonomy places the organism in Eukaryota, Fungi, Ascomycota, Sordariomycetes, Glomerellales, Glomerellaceae. The coding region runs from base 1 to 3276 and encodes 1091 amino acids.